Messenger RNA from Daldinia decipiens, 1461 nucleotides. RefSeq lists its product as uncharacterized. The transcript has 2 exons. The record is from RefSeq and is a predicted model, not a curated record. The coding region runs from base 228 to 1379 and encodes 383 amino acids. NCBI's taxonomy places the organism in Eukaryota, Fungi, Ascomycota, Sordariomycetes, Xylariales, Hypoxylaceae.
UUUGCCUUUGUGGUUGCAGAUGCCAACGAGGCCCGAAACACCCCACAUUCAGCUUAUGAAUCUCUCUAUUUGAGACUAUAUAGUACAACCAACUUCUAAUAUAUCUUCGCAAAGACCCCUAUCUGGAUUAUAUUAUUUUACUGGACAAUUUGACGUAUCACCAGCACAGAGGUGAUUCCAUCGUCAGUCCUACCUUCAGUACCAAGGUUCAAUAUACAUUCCAACCCAUGCCGAAGCGAUCCUUAGAUAUAUCAAACGCCAUGCCGGGCAACGAACGAGUCCCACCUGUUAAGAUACAGAAGACCGAACGAUCCCACGAAGAAAACCAGGAAAGGGCCUACAUUGCCGCGUCAAGACGAGCCGACAGAAGCUUAGAGGCUAGAGUGCAGUCCGCCCGCCAGGCAUCCGAAAUCCACCGACGACGGACGGGCCGAGGUCUCAAAGUGAGCGAGGAAAUCGUGUUGAAGGAAGAAAUGUACGAGGAAGAAGAGGACGAAAUCCCCCGCCAUUACAAGUACCUUACUGCCCAUUUACAAACGAAUUCGCCGGAUAUGAACCAUCGUGUGAAUGCGUACAUCACUACCCAAGCGGCGAUGGCCACCAUGGCCAGGUACAACGAAGUCAAUCGACUUUUUAGCGAAUCAUUCCCAACUGCUAUGGCGUACCAACAGAACCUGGGAAAUUCCAUGUACAUGGCGCCGCUCAUGAACAACGACGCUAACUUUGCCCACCGGCUAUCCACGUCGGGGUCUGGCCAAGGCUCUCCAGCAACCAGAACCCAGUCAGUCUCUUCUCAGUCGCAGUUCGACAGGAGGGAUUCCAUUGCGACCCAGAGCCCGGUACCUACUCCAGCUACAACAACAUCAUCCCCGCCAGCAUUAACGCCUGCGUCGUCAACGGAUGCAGAUAUGUCCGACUCAAAGAGUACACCUUAUCAGACUCCGUCUGCCUUUCCAACUCUUCAUCUAGAUCCACAACUAGCGCAGCAGUCUACGUCCUCUUCCAUAUUUACAUCCGAACUAUCAAACGAAGCAAAGAUGAUGGCCCAUAUUGACAUGAGCGAUCCAAUGGCGAUGCACUUUAUGGAUGGCAAUCCUUCGACCUACCAGAUGUUUGGACCCUACCCAGGCGAAAUUACAACAACAACAACAACAACAACACAAGAGGACAGCGCCAAGACCAGUCCAGCGGACAAGGGGGCCGAAACAUUCUCGCCAUAUAGCAAUCCUCUUCAAGACGACUACUUCCCCACCUCAAUAGAGGGUACCAUGGGACUUUCAGAUAUUUCCAUUGACAGCUAUAGCCGCCUGGGCACGCCAGGUGGCGGGACAGGGGGUGACACCUGGGAGAGUUUCGUCGACUUCGGAUCCGAGCAAUAAUACGCCGGUAUCCUCUUAUGACAUUGCUGCAGUAUAAAACGUCCAACGAUGCGGCUUGUAUAUGUCUAAACUAUGCUUUCGC